Molecule: messenger RNA, 6916 nt
Organism: Cyprinodon variegatus (sheepshead minnow)
Lineage: Eukaryota; Metazoa; Chordata; Actinopteri; Cyprinodontiformes; Cyprinodontidae
Product: protein FAM222B-like
Exons: 3
Coding region: 194-2131 (645 amino acids)
Source: RefSeq, a predicted model, not a curated record
AAGCAGGAGAGGAACAGAUGUUGCUGUCGUAGCCAGACAGCGGCUCGGAGACGCAGCCAGCCGGGGGAUGGUUUCUUCAUUUUUACAUUAUUAUCGAUAAAUCUCAACAAAAUGAAGCUUCCUUACUCAUGACCCGGUGAGGAGUGGGGCGAUGAGAGGGACGUGUCCGAUGCUGCAGUAGAGGAGCAGUGACAUGCUGGCUUGUUUGCCAGCGCCAGGUGACCCCGCCAUCCGACUUCUUCCCCGCACGCAGAUGAACACUGGACCACAGAAAUGGGAAACCACACAGAAGAUGAGAUCUGCCUCCCAUCCGACGCCUGCAGAGUUGGACGCCUAUGCUAAGAAAGUCGCCAACAAACCUCUGACCAUCCAGAUCUUCCCAAACAGCAUCAAAGUUCCUCAGAAGAAGCACGUUCGCCGCACUGUCAACGGGCUCGACACGUCCUCGUCCGGCCAGCGCCACAGUCCCUACCCUCCUCAGGCGGCCUCCAGCGGGGGCCUCCUGGCCGUCCUGCGCGCGCCCCUCAAAGGCCUCAUCAAGCACCCGGACGGCUGCCGGACCCGGCAGCAGCUGAAAGCAGUCAUGAACCCUCAGACCGGGCCGUAUGCCGCUCAAAGCACUUUAAAUCUUCCUCAUCCUCCUCCUCCUCACCUUGGAGGCCUCCCUCAGAAGCAGGGAGCGGUUCAUCCGCAGGCGCUACAGCAGAAUAUGACUCACCCGAUGGCGCUGCAGCACCAUCACCCGCAGGCUUUACAGCAAAGGAGCAUGGCUCAUUCUCAAGCUCUGCAGCAGCAGCAUAGCAUGUCCCGGCUUCAGGGAGCACAAACGCAAAGGUUGGCUCAUCCGCAGGGCGUGCAGCGGCAGCCUCAUCCCCAGGAGGGCCAGUCAUGCUCCUUAGUCAUACCACAGCAGCAUCUCCCUCAUGUGCAGACUCUAAAGCAUCAGGCGGCUCCUCCACAAGCUUUACUGGCACAGCAGGGAGUGACUCAGGACCUGCGCCACGCCUCCGAUGGAGCUCAGCUUCAGGGUCUGCAGGAGCUGGUUGGCCCCCAGGCGGUGCCUAACAGCCUCCAGCAGCCCCCGCCGGGACAGUACGCUCCACGGAAGCUCCCGGACGCAGACGCUCCACCAAAUGUAACUGUAUCUACCUCUACCAUCCCGCUGUCCAUGGCCGCCAGCCUGCACCAGAACCGGCCCGGAGACCUUAGCAGCAUCGUGAACCAGAUCAACCAGCUGUGCCAGGCCCGCGCCGGCACGGGCGCCACCUCCGUCUGCGAGGGUCAGAUAGCCAACCCCAGCCCCAUCAGCCGCAACCAGCUGAUCAGCGCCAGCUCCAGGGUGUCCUCCCAGCAUGCAGCUGUGGGAGGCGUCUCCAGCUGCCUCAUGAUGGGCCACCCUGACAAAGCCGCCGCUCAGACUCCCGGCGCUGUGCUCCACGCGCAGCCCAGUGCAAACGCUAAUAAUAUGGCUUCUUUCCACUCGGAUGGAGAGAAGGCGCAGCAGCAGCAGCAGCUUCAGCAGCACCUGCUGCAGCAACAGAAGCAGCAGCAGCAUUUGCAGCAGCUGCAGCAGCAGCAGCGCUCCUGGGCCCAGCAUCAGCUGGCUCACAUGCAGCAGCCUCCAGAAGGGGCGCACCCCUGCAAAAACCCCAGGAUGGAGCCGCCAGCUGAGUGCGCGUUCCCCUCCCAAAAUCUGAGCUACGCCCACAAGCUGCCCAGCUCCGCACAGGGCUUUCCUCUAAAACAUCCUACUGAUAAACCACUCCCCCCCUCCCCUGCCAGCUGCUCGGUGGGCCCCGUGUCGUACAUCAAUGGCCAUUACAUGCAGCCUUCAUGGAGCAGCGUCCCCACCACAGCAGGGAACAAUGGGAAUAUUCCUCAGGACCUCCCGGUGGGUUUCCAGGGAGACCGCAUCCCGGGAGCCAAAUACCGGCCGGGGAAAGACGGCUUGGCCGGCCAGUCCAAGCUGAUGCAGCAGAGCAUGGAUUUCUUAGGCGAGGGCUUCCAGCUGCCCGCCUUGCAGGAGCAGAACCUCGAUAUGAUGCAUAAGAUGCACAGGUCCGCCUUGGGCCACGUUAAGGAGCCCGGCAACAGCGGGGGUGUCCACAGCCAUCACCCAGGCUACCAUUAAGCUCCGUUAUCAUCGCCCUCUGUUGUUGCUGUUGAGUUUUUUUUCUUAACGGCACUUUGAGCUUCUUAAAUUCAUCGCUGAAGAUCUCGAUCCUUUAGAGCUUCGUUUGAUGGCCCGCCGCUCUGCGACCACGUCCAGCUCCAACCGCCGAGCUUGUGAUGUUCCCUAGUAUUCCUCAGGUCUUACGCCACGUCGUCGCUUUUGUUUCAAACCCAAAAGCCUCUCUGAGCUCGAUCGCCGUCGGCUGCUCUUCGGAUUCAGAUUAAGGCGGGAUUAAGCCUCACGACUGUCUCAGUGCUUCUUAGUUUCCCGACUUUUCUCAGCUAUUGUGGCCUUCCGACUGCCCAGAGGUGAGCGUUUGGAAGUCCUGCUGGUAAAGCUGUUACCUGCAGCUCUUCAUGCGGAAGGGGGAGGAUCCUGUCAGCUUUACGUCUCAGACGGGCGUUCUUAACUAUGUCUGGGAUCUCUGCGGGUUGGGUUCUGUGGGUGGACAUUCUCUGUUCUGUCAGUUUCAUAUAGCUAUUCUCAAAUGUUUUUUUUUUUUUUUUGUCGUCGUUGUAAAUCUGUAGAUCACCCUACUUGAACUGUAGAGAUAACUUUGUAAGAGUUUAGCAUUUGGCACAAGGAGUAGGAACUCCCAUCAGCCCAUAUUUAUCUAAAGUUAAUGUGAACCAGAAGGCAUCCUGUUGUUGGUGGAAUGAUGUGUGUCUGCGUGUGAAAAACAAAGCAAAACUGAUGACUCCAAGUAAUGCAACCAGGAAAAAAAGCUUCUCUUCCCUUCAGCUCCUCUCCUCACUACUUUCCUGCUGUAAUGCAUCCAGGUUGACGCUGCUCUGAGUCACUGGCAUCCAUAUAUUGUUUGUUUGGGGGGGGGUUGGCAUAGGGGAGCCUCAACUAAGGCUUUUUAACCAGUUUUCCGAUGUUCGUAUUUGGCUAACUUCAACUGCUGAUAUGAAAGAGUUUUUAAAACAUGUUCUAUUAGUUUAAAAAUGAGAGGAGAUGUCCGCAGUGUGGAGCAGCAGAUGGACGUAAAAUAGCCCGACUGAUAUUUUAAAACAAAAUGACAGAUUACAUUUUUUUUAACCCCAUGUUAUCCAUUAGCAAAGCAAGCAGGAAUAAAGCGGCUGCUUCCAGAUGUGCAUUUAAAGAUGUUAUGGAGGGAAUUCUUUUGCCAUUAUUGAUGCUAUUAGGAAACGCAUUGAAAUUUGGCCACAACAAAACAACGGCAGUCCAGAAAAAAAAGCUUUGAAAAAACUUUAAACUUUGCUGUUUUCUCAGAUUUUUUUUCUUUUCAAAUGUUAUUAAAAAAAUAAUAAUUUUGACAUAUUUUAAAUAUUUAUUUUGUUUUAUAUAUAAUUUUUUUUAUACAAUUUGCAUUCUUUUUCAAAUUGUGCUUUUGUAGAUAACUCUUUUCUUCACUUCAAGCCCAAUAAUAAAAAUGUUAAUACCCAGGCAGAAAUGCGUCCAUCCUCACCAGAUAUGUGUUAUCUCUGAAAUGCAGUUUGAAAAAGGGCCAUUUCUGAGACUCGAUCUAAAAUAAUCAAAUGUCAAACUAAUGAAAUAAAGAGUAUUUCAAACACAAAUUAUCUAAAAAAAAUCUAAAAAAAACAGCAGUUACUCCUAACAAUUUUGCACCUUUCAUUGCACUUUUUGCAAAUUCAAUUUAAUAAGCUUUUUUAUUUUUUAGCUUUAUUUCCACGAUUACAAAACAUUUUCUUUGCUUUUAACGAUAAUGGCAGAGAAUUCGCUCUAUAUUCUUUGCAUUUCCAGAUCUAGCAUUUUUUAAAUUGCAGACAGGUUGAAAGCUUUGAACGAUGAGCGGCUUUGCUGUUCUUUGUUCUGCCUUCCUGUUUUCCUCUCCGACUCUGACUCUCGCUCUCUGACGGUCCCUCGUUUCCUGAAUCGUCUGCAGAGAUCAGUCACCUGACUCCACAAGCAGUUGAUUUUUCGCCUCAACAUCAUACUUUAAAUUGGAGCUCAAUACUCUCUAAGAUAAGCAGUUCAUUGUGUUGAGGAUUAUGUAUUUUUGCCAUCCUUCUCAUAAUAUAACUGGAUUAAAACAAGUUAGCGAUAGCAGUUUAGCUAGUCGGACCGUCUCCUCUGCUGCCGGUCUGCAGUUGGCUGAUAAACAGACGUGUCGGCAUCAUCUCCCUGUUUUGGUUUUAAAGGGCUUCACCUAAAUCAGACUGCUGCUUUCUCAGCCAGAACUUUCUCCAAACAUCGAGUUCUGCUUUCAUGUCCGUUAAAACUAAUUUAUGCCUCUUUAGGGUCAACCACAGCGCUCCUUCCAGAUGUAGACGGCUUUCUUUACUGCCUUGCUGGAAGAAGCUGAAUUCUCACCAUAAUAAUAAUGGAUCCUUGUUGCUCCUGAGAUACAAAAAUGAUCCGGGAACAGAGCAGCCUUGCGGUUUUUCUGCGCCUUUAUGGAAGCAGUUUUUUUUUUUGUGAAUCCGCUCGAAUUCACUAAAAAAUCUUGGUUUUCACGCUUAUGUCCAAAACAAAGUUAACUUUCUGGGAAAAGUGAAGUAGCUUUCUUUAAGCAAGCUGACUGGCAGUACCAAGCAACAGGUGGGGGAGGGGCGAUUCUUCACUCCAUUCAGUGAGAGAGACCUGCACUUGUGCAACUAACGGACGAGUUGGAUGCAGGGAUAUUUCAUCCUAAAAGCCUUAAUUAGAACAGCUUCAUUCCAGUCAGACUGUUUUAGCUGAGCUCCGCUUUCUGGGUCGCAGUUCUGCCUUUAUUCUGACCGACUUGUACGACUCAUUACUGGCCUGGACUCUCUGGUCUGACUAGAUCAUGUCGCCUUCGGUGAAAUCAUCCCAGUUAGGAAGCUCAAGCAGACUGAUAGAUCAGCCAUCCCAGAUGUUGUGUUUUUGUUUUAGCUUUUAGUAAAAACCAGAUAGGUGUACAGAGCUCAGCUGUAGCAGAAGUUUUAAAAAAUUAUAUUUUAUUUCAGUUAAGAUCCUGAAUUGAUUUUAUUUUUAUUUUUGCUGAACAGUUUUGUCCUAAAGCCAUACUUGUUUUAUCCUCCAGGGGGAGGCACUUGAGACGCGUAAAACUAGAAGGAAAUCAGACUGUUAAACUCUGAGGGCUCAUAGGAGGUCUCCACCUCAGCUUUGACCGGAGGUCUUUCAGAUCUGAAAAGUCAAAGGCAUCAUUUUUAUUUAUUUUUUUUUUGUAUCGCUCCUUCACCUGUUUAACUCCUGCAAGCACACUAGUUAAAAACAGUUAUUCACUAGAAUUAUUGGAGGUUUUUUUCAUGACUUUGAUUUAUGGUGGUUCUGAGCCCCAUGUGGACCACUGAGGGAGUAACUUCCUGCUUUAUAAGAGCCAUAUGAUCACAUUUCCUGAUCAAGAAGACAUCAAGCAGGUCAUAGAAAUUCUCUGCAAAUCAAAUCAGUAGGAAAUCCCCAGAUGGGAGGCAGUGAAGGAGCCAAACAGCCUGCAGCCGAGGUCGCUUUUGGGUCUUCAAAUUUGACGGUACUUAAUUUCUGUUCCCCUGGGCUUCAUAUGUGAUGUGCCUGUCCCUGAAAGCUGCUAUUGAAUUUAAUCAUCACACUAAUCUGAUAUGUGUGUCUGUAAAUAGUAACAGUACAUGGGGCGCAUCAGAGGAAAAACACUUCCAGCUGAGGGCAACGUUUCCACCAGGCUGUUUAUUAAACCAGUUUAUUCAACAUUAUUCUAAAAAUAGUUGAUCAGAAUUAAAAUUUUUAGACCCUUUCAAGCCGUUUUUGGAUUUUUGAACAGCCAAUCAAAUGAGUAGAAAACACUAAACUGUCGGACAGAGCCAUCUCUGGUUCUGGUGCAACCCAUUGAAGUCAGGUUCUACAGUUUCAUAUGAAGUGCCUCCACUGGGCUUAUGGUGGACAAGUGUGAGUGAGUGUGUGUGUGUGUAGAGUGUGCUAACCUGCGCACAGGUGUGCACAAAGUGAAUCUCUAAUGUGUGUAUGUGGGGGAGCGGGAGCUACUAAUUCUAACUACUGAUACUGUGUGAUGGACCGAAGUCCUGAAGCGUGCCACGACACUGUGGGGGACGCUGUGUCUACCGUUUGCUGCUGACUCACUGACCAAAGUGACCAGGUGUCCCUCUGAGCCGGCCGGCCACGCCUAGCGGCUAGCGCCUGCUAACAACAAUCAGAAACAAUCUGGUGACGUUAGGGAGAGCUGCUGCCUUUGUUCUGUUGCUUUAGGAGAAUCUUGUGAAGAAAAAAAAAAAAGAUGUGAAGAGAGCAAACGAGAAUCUAGAGAGAACGUUUGGUUUUGGUGGUUUUUAACCAGAGCAGUGGUGGUUCUUGGUGAAUACCCAGGGCUAUAUUUUAAGGGGUUGUGCACAAGUGUCACAUUGUUGAGGUGUUUUAUUCUGCUCGAAUCAAUUCUGGAUGAUUUCCUUCAUUAAUUGGUUGAGGUGGAAACAUUUAUGGGGGACUUGCCCAGGGGGAUAUCCAUGCAAGAACCGCCACUGGACCACGGCUUUGUGAUUCAUGGUUCCACUUCAAAUCCAGAAGAAGCUCAGUAUACGUCUGUUUGCACUGUAAGAAUCAUCUACUGAAGCACAUUAAAGUGAACUGGGCUGAAGCAGCGCAGCAGUCACUCUAGAUUUCCCAUUGCUUUUAUCCAGUUUAGAUUAGAAGAAGCAACCGUGCUCUGGCCGCAGCUGGAGGGGGCUUUCUUGCUGUGUGAAAAUGUGAUAUUCCAGUUUUGCCUAACCUUCAGGAAUUCAGACGUCUUGCACAAACAUUCCCCCUAACCAAAAUAAAGUUUGCAAACACACAGCUGUUUUUGUC